Monascus purpureus is the source of this 2046-nucleotide messenger RNA. Lineage: Eukaryota; Fungi; Ascomycota; Eurotiomycetes; Eurotiales; Aspergillaceae. The record is from the annotation of a GenBank genome assembly.
AUGGCGGCAACCAGCGCAAGCCUCGCGGGGAAGAAGCUCAACGUGUUGGUUUAUUCCGGCAAUGGCGCCACCGUCGAAUCCGUACGGCAAUGUCUGUAUACCCUCCGCCGGCUCCUUGCUCCCCAUUACGCCGUGAUUCCCGUGACGGGGGAUAUGAUAGUCAAGGAGCCUUGGACUGUAACAUGCGCGUUACUGGUAAUACCAGGAGGGGCGGAUCUAGAAUAUUGCAAGACCCUCAAUGGUGUGGGAAAUCGACGGAUCGAACAAUUCGUGCGGCGAGGAGGGGCGUACCUCGGCUUUUGCGCAGGAGGCUACUAUGGCAGCAAGCGAUGUGAGUUUGAAGUGGGCAACAAGACCUUACAGGUUAUUGGGGAUCGAGAGCUGGCAUUCUUCCCCGGAACGUGCCGAGGAUGCUCUUUUCCCGGGUUCGUUUACCACAGCGAGGCUGGCGCACGGGCUGCAGAACUAAAGGUCUCGAAAGAGGCAUUGAGUCUGGGGACUGUGCCUGACGUUUUCAAAUCGUAUUACAAUGGAGGGGGCGUGUUUGUUGAUGCCCCCUUGUACUCCGACAAGGGUGUGGAAGUGCUUGCCAGCUAUACGGAAAAGCUUCACGUUGACCCCGGUCAAGGCGCGGCUGCAGUCAUCCAUUGUAAGGUGGGGGAGGGCGCAGUCAUAUUGACAGGGACACAUCCAGAGUUUGCAGCGGUCAAUCUUGACAAAAAGAAUGGCGGGCCGCGCUACGCUGACAUCGUGGAUGAAUUGUCUGCCUGUGAUAAAUCCCGGACGGAUUUUAUGAAAGCUUGUCUGCUCAAAUUGGGAUUGCAAGUUACACAAGAAACAACGACGGUUCCUUCUCUUUCGCCUAUGUAUCUGUCCGCUUCUGAUCCUGCCGAUGUAUCCCAGAUUUCAUCGUCACUGCAGGCUGCCGCGGCGGAUGAAGGACAGGGUCAGUAUUUGAAAGAUGCCCAGGACACGUUUCGUAUUGAGAAAUUGGGCACAUGGGACAUGGAAGAGCUGAAAGAGUCUCUCCCGAGUGAUUCCAACAAACACAGCCUUGAUGCUCAUGAAGGCAUUGUCGACUAUGCAGCAAUCAUCAAGCAUCUCGUGGUUUGUGACGACCUUCCCUCCUCGAAGACUACACCCUACUUCAAUCACCAUGCGUUCUAUUCGAACCUUAAGAACUACCAGUCGCAGUCAAGCGAAGGAGCAUCAAAAUUUGGCUCACAACUUCUAUAUGCAGAAGUUAUCACCAGUACGAAUACGAUUCUGGAAAAAAAUACCCAGCUCCUUCAACGGCUACCAACCGGUUUCACUGCAACAGCUACCGUUCAAGUAGCGGGAAGAGGCAGAGGAUCCAACGUGUGGGUUUCUCCUGCAGGUUCUCUCCUGUUUUCAACAGUGGUGCGACAUCCUAUUGCCAAGCUGCAGUCAGCACCAGUUAUUUUCAUCCAGUACCUGGCCGCAAUGGCAGUUGUUAAGGGAAUCAAGAGCUAUGACAAGGGAUAUGAAAAGAUGCCAGUGAAAAUGAAGUGGCCUAACGACAUCUACGCCCUCGACCCAAGCGAUCCUAGCAAGAAGACCUAUACUAAAAUCUGCGGCAUCCUCAUCAAUUCCCAUUACUCAGUAAACGAAUACGUUUCCAUAGUUGGAAUUGGCAUAAACGCCACCAACGCCUCCCCAACGACAUCCCUCACAGCCCUCCGCUCGCACUUCCUCUCUCCAAAUUCCGCUCCGGUAACCCUUGAAAAGCUUCUCGCGCGCAUCCUCACGGUUUUUGAAGACCUCCACACGCGCUUCCUCCGGACAGGCUUUGAUGCCGUCUUCGAAGAUAUGUAUUACAGUGACUGGCUUCACAUGAAUCAGGUCGUGACACUGGAGGCGGAGGGGGGAGUUAAGGCCCGGAUCAAGGGUAUUACGCGCGAUUAUGGAUUACUGCUUGCCGAGGAGUUGGGAUGGAAUGAUCGGCCGACGGGAAAGAUCUGGCAAUUGCAGAGUGAUAGUAAUAGUUUUGAUUUCUUCAAGGGGUUGUUAAGGAGGAAGAUUUGA